Molecule: messenger RNA, 314 nt
Organism: Paraglomus occultum
Lineage: Eukaryota; Fungi; Glomeromycota; Glomeromycetes; Paraglomerales; Paraglomeraceae
Source: the annotation of a GenBank genome assembly
ACUUUGCCCUGAACAUCCAAAUGCAAAUACACGUGUAGUUACAGCCUCUAAUCCUCCUAGAGUGCGAAAUACACCAACUGCACACUCAACUCCGGCAUCUCCUCCUAUAGCGUUUUAUCCUCCUCCCCCUCCUACUGCUAACAUAGAACUAACUAAUUUAGUAAGAAAUCUUUCUCUAAACAACGAGCAAGCAGUAAGAGGAGUAGGUCAAACCCUCGAUCAAUUAAUAGAACAAAGUGGAGGACAAAAUGAAUACGAAGCUAGAGUAGAAAUAGAUCCUAACACUAAUUUAAUCAGGAACUAUUCUAUAGUAG